AACCACUUCGACCUUCACUUUUCUCACCAAUCCACAUAUAUCGUGAAAAUGGCAGCAAACAGAGACGACUCUAACCAGCCUCGAAAAGACGAAGACAAUCCCUUUGUCGCCUUUCGGCGUUAUGCUGAUGAACAAAUCUCCUCUUUUUUCCAAGGACUACUCGGCCUUCCAUCAACAUCCACUGCGCCUCCCCGACGAUGGCACAGUGACGUCGACACAGGAGACGAAGGAGAGACCUCUAGACACAAACGAUGCGCCUGGCGGAGCGAGACGGACUGUCAUAGCCGAUGGCACUGUUCGAGAUCUCAUCGCUCAGACAACAUAACCCACAGCACCGAUGACGGCGAAGCAGUCGACAUCCCCGUCAAGAAAUAUGUUGGCAAUGACACUCGGCCUGAGUCCCAGGCUGGCUCAAAGAAUUAUGAUCAUCGCGAUACCGCCGACAAUUAUCCUGACUGGCGUGAUGAUUUUAUUACGGGACGCUUGAAUUCAUUCCUCUUUGGUCCCUUCGACGACCGUAAGGAUCAUGACGACGAGGAUGACUUCUUUUCGCCAUUCUUCUCAUCUCCAUUCUCCCGCCACGCAUUCCACCCAUCUCCAAACCUCUUUCUCGCAGAAUCGAUGCUUUUCCCGAAACCAUCGCUCAUCACAUACGUCAUGUUCAGUCCAUACUCUCCGCUCUACGUAGAGCAGGCUCAUAAACUUCGAGGGCAUCGUGAUCAGUGGAGAAACGCAUUCGAGGAUCUGAUAUUUGCUGAACAAGGCAAAGCGAUGCCCGAAAAACACGAGUCUUCAGACGGGCGUGAUGAAGCAAAAUGGGUCCUUGGACUUCUCGAGCGCGGUGCAUUUGGCGACUGGAAGCGACUCGAGGACGCCUCCAGACAACGCGAACUACCUGCUCCUUCUUCCUCGUUGAUCAAGCCCAAUGAUGAUGCCGACAAAGCCCAAAAGUCUGUUCCAGAGUCGCCCAAUCCGUCUGAACGCGUCCAGAAACGCACAGAGACAAAGGAAACACAAGACCACCAAGACGACUUCUGGCCCGUUUCCUUCUUUGGCUUCGCUCGUCCUACGCCCGGAGAACUGCACGAGGACCACGAGGACGAUACAGAAACCGUCACGGAAGAAGAUCUCUACAAUGACUUCUUCGGACUCUCAAAUAGCGAAAUCGGCAACACCAACACCAACAACGUCAAAGGCGACCCUGGUUCUACUUCUACCUCUACUUCCCACGAAACUCAGCAUUCAUCCAACACAAAUGCAACUACAACUACUGCACCAAAUGUGCUUUCCACAAUGACCACGACCGAGCGAACCACUCUCCCCGAUGGCCGCGUCCAGACGCGCGUCGUGCUCAAGAAGCGCUUCGCCGACGGCCGCGAAGAAAGCAGCGAAACGGUUCAUACCGCUCAGGGCUCUUCCGAGACAGCUUUCCCCCGCAUGUCAGAGUCAGAGAACCCUGAGAACCCUGAGAAGAGUACGAUCCUAAGCUCAGUAACAGACGCCUCGAGGGAGGCUGUUCAGUCUGGCAAGAAGAAGUCUGGCUGGUUUUGGUCGAAUUAAGCAAAUCAUAUUCCGUUUUUCCUUUUAACAUUGAACAAUCUUGGCUCGGUCUCGGUUUGUUUACUAUCAUUUAUUUUUAUUCUAUUUAUUUUUUUUUCUAUUUAUUUAUUUAUUUAUUCAUUUAUUGAUUUGCAUGUUUUUUGUUUUGUUUUGUUUUGUUUUGUUUCUUCUUUUAUUUUGAAGGGUGUGGAAAGCGGGACUUAUGGGGCGCACAGCAGCAACAGCAACACGGCAUGGCGUGGCAUGGGCAUGGAACGGUACAUAUGAUAUGGUAUAGCGCGUUUUGCACACUGGAUGGAUUUCUUUGAUUUUCUUCUUCCUCUUAUUUUUUUUUUUUUAAUUGGUUCAUCCGGUAUCCUUAUCGUCAUUAUUAGUUUUUUUGGUUUCAUCUUGGUAUCCUUAUGGUCAUCACUUUUUCGUGGGUUCCAUCU
This is a messenger RNA of Xylona heveae TC161, 1991 nucleotides long. RefSeq lists its product as hypothetical. The transcript has a single exon. NCBI's taxonomy places the organism in Eukaryota, Fungi, Ascomycota, Xylonomycetes, Xylonales, Xylonaceae. The record is from RefSeq and is a predicted model, not a curated record. Bases 49 to 1560 code for a protein of 503 amino acids.